This is a messenger RNA of Drosophila sechellia, 1191 nucleotides long. RefSeq names its product troponin wings up A (gene wupA). Gene Ontology annotation, biological process: muscle contraction. Bases 145 to 954 code for a protein of 269 amino acids. Gene Ontology annotation, cellular component: troponin complex. NCBI's taxonomy places the organism in Eukaryota, Metazoa, Arthropoda, Insecta, Diptera, Drosophilidae. The record is from RefSeq and is a predicted model, not a curated record. The transcript is spliced from 9 exons.
CUAGAAUAUAGUCUGCCGUGGAUCGUCGGACCGUUCAGUCUUUUUGUGUCGUUCAGUAUCAUCCGAUUCGUGUGAUCGACAGCACAGCCGAAUUUUUUUUCUUUUUUUUCUAAUUCCUUGAAGUAACCAAAAACACAAAUCAAAAUGGCUGAUGAUGAGAAAAAGGCAGCAGCUCCGGCCGCGGCUCCAGCGGCGGCGGCCAAACCGGCGGCUCCGGCAGCAGCCCCGGCGGCCAAUGGCAAGGCUGCUCCGGCGGCCAAUGGAAAGGCUGCUCCGGCAGCCGCCGCCUCUCCCGCCGGUCCGCCCAAGGAUCCCAACGACCCCAAAGUGAAGGCCGAGGAGGCUAAGAAGGCUAAACAGGCUGAGAUCGAGCGCAAGCGUGCUGAGGUGCGCAAGCGCAUGGAGGAAGCCUCCAAGGCCAAGAAGGCCAAGAAGGGUUUCAUGACCCCAGAGAGGAAGAAGAAACUCAGGUUGCUGCUGCGUAAGAAAGCCGCUGAGGAGCUGAAGAAAGAACAGGAACGCAAGGCGGCUGAACGUAGACGCAUCAUCGAAGAACGUUGCGGCAGUCCCAGGAAUCUCAGCGAUGCCAGCGAAGGCGAAUUGCAAGAGAUUUGCGAAGAGUAUUACGAGCGUAUGUAUAUUUGUGAAGGCCAGAAAUGGGAUCUGGAAUACGAAGUCAGGAAAAAAGACUGGGAGAUCAACGAUCUCAAUGCCCAAGUUAACGAUCUUCGCGGCAAGUUCGUCAAGCCAGCCCUGAAGAAGGUCUCCAAAUACGAAAACAAAUUCGCCAAGCUGCAGAAGAAGGCCGCUGAGUUCAACUUCCGCAACCAGCUCAAGGUGGUGAAGAAGAAGGAGUUCACGCUGGAGGAGGAGGAGAAGGAGAAGAAACCCGACUGGUCCAAGGGCAAGCCCGGAGAUGCCAAGGUGAAGGAGGAGGUUGAGGCCGAAGCUUAAGUGUCCACACGUCCACUAGUGUCCACUGACCCGUGACUCCCGCCCUAAACAAUAAUUGAAAUUAUUUACAACAAUUAUCUGAAGCAAUACAAUUUAUAUGAAUCUAUUAAUAUAUAUAUAUCCGCAAAUAUAUAUGCAUGUAUAUAUCUCGCCAUAUAUAUAUGUCCACAAUGGAUUUGAUCAGAAAUGAAGUCAAUAAACAACAACAGCAACAACUAAAUUAAUUCAAAAUCAAAA